CGAAUGAGUUUUAAUAUGGCGUCGGCAUCACGUCCCCGAGAUUUACAGCAAAUUGUUAGAGAUGGGCUGAGUACCCUGGUUUUUGCAUUUGGUCACAAAGUUGGAAUAAUUGAAACUUUAAUCAAAUUACAAAGUCCCUGUUCUGCAGAAGAACUAAGUCAGAAGACAGGUAAAAAGUUAAGGUACAUACAAGAAUGGUUGGGUUGUCUUAUCUCGGCGGGAAUCGUCCUAAUUCACGAGGACGGCAAAUACUCACUUCCGUACGACGAGUCUGUGGUAAAAGAAUGCUGUAACAUUGCUGCCGUCCUCCCUAUUCUUACUGAGAUGAUCCCUCGACUGGAAAACGUCAUGUCUGAAGAAGGACCACGAGGUUAUGGAUGUUAUGAGCCUUUUCUUCAUUGGUGGGGCCAUUUCUUCACACCGGAAGCUAUUCAGAGGUGGAUGAAAGAUAUGCUGAUACCGGUACUGGAACUCAAACAAGGAAGCCAGUUUUCUCUGCUUGAUCUUGGGUGUGGUUACGGAAAGUUUACUUUAGAAAUAGCCAAAUUGUAUCCCGAAAGUAGCAUUUAUGGUGUUGACAUGGACCAGGUCUCCAUAGAUCAUGCCCAAAAAGAACUAAAAAAAGAUGAAAAGAACAAUGUUCAGUUUAUCUGCAUGAGAGGUGGGGACCUUCCAAAGGACUGGACGAAGAAGUUUGAUUUUGUCCUAAUAAACGACGUUCUUCACGAUUCGUUCGAGGUUGACGCCAUGCUUGAAGAGACAAAAAGGAUCCUUAAACCAGAUGGAUACGGGGCAGCAUACGACCCUCCAAUAUCCUCGUAUCCCCACAAGCUAGUUAAUGAUCCAACAGCACAGAUGGAAUUGCCAUUGAGUCUCUUUUCUUGCCUUCCUCUGAGUUUAUCAGGACCCUCUGGGGAUGGACUAGGUGUAGGUUGGGGAUACGAACGAAAAAAGAAAACGAUAGAAGAACAUGGAUUCCAGUUGAUACAAAUUGGCGAUAAGGACAUAAACACAAUACAAGAGCGUGUUGUCUUUAAAAAAAAUAGCAAUAAUUAAAAUGAUCUGAUUUGAAAAUUCAUAAAGAUGAUGCGAUGUAGGCACGAGCUGUAACAUAAUAAAUUGUGGGAAGAACAUCAAAA
Messenger RNA from Saccostrea echinata, 1139 nucleotides. RefSeq lists its product as uncharacterized. The transcript is spliced from 4 exons. The coding region runs from base 4 to 1056 and encodes 350 amino acids. NCBI's taxonomy places the organism in Eukaryota, Metazoa, Mollusca, Bivalvia, Ostreida, Ostreidae. The record is from RefSeq and is a predicted model, not a curated record.